AUGGACGUUUCCACAGUACUCGGCUACGUGUUCAACUUGGCGCUGAGCGUGUUCGGCGUCGUGUUCCGGCUGCUGCUCACCGUGCUCCUCUGGCUCUCCCACAACUACCCUGGCGCCCUCAACGCCAUCUUUGCCAUCGCUGGCAUCUAUACCGCCUACAAGAUGGGCCGCCGCUUCGUCUCCAUCUGGAUCGGGUUCAUGGUGAUGGCGCUCAAGUUCUUCGCCAUCAAUGUCACGUUGAUUGCCUUGGUACUUCUCUACUUGCGCGGGCCUGACCGCUUGCUCAACAACGAUAUCCCCAUGGUGCUGCUGUGGUGGACGAUGUCCCAGUCGCAGUUUUCCAACGUCGCCCGGGCGGGGUCGUUCCUUGCCUCCAUACCUCGCCACACCGACGGCGACGCUAACCCCGUCUCGGACGAAGAGGUCGUCGACUACCUUGAACAAGUCAGAGACCGCAUGGAAAACCCCGACGAGGUGUCGUUCGACGACGUCCAGGACAUGGUGAACCAAGGGUGGCAGUACGUCCAGCACGCCAACAUCGACUGGCGCGAUGUCGGCUCCAACUUGUACCAGCAGUGGGCCGCCCGCAACGCGUAG
Messenger RNA from Diutina rugosa, 597 nucleotides. RefSeq lists its product as uncharacterized. The record is from RefSeq and is a predicted model, not a curated record. The transcript has a single exon. Bases 1 to 597 code for a protein of 198 amino acids. Lineage: Eukaryota; Fungi; Ascomycota; Pichiomycetes; Serinales; Debaryomycetaceae.